Messenger RNA from Dioscorea cayenensis subsp. rotundata (Guinea yam), 2829 nucleotides. RefSeq names its product BTB/POZ domain-containing protein NPY4-like. The transcript has 5 exons. Gene Ontology annotation, molecular function: protein binding. Lineage: Eukaryota; Viridiplantae; Streptophyta; Magnoliopsida; Dioscoreales; Dioscoreaceae. The coding region runs from base 887 to 2677 and encodes 596 amino acids. The record is from RefSeq and is a predicted model, not a curated record.
UUUUCCUGUGUUUAAUUGAAUGAAGAGAAGAACAAUCAACAAUGUGCAAGCAUGGGGAGGUGAAGAACAAAGGCUGAGAGUGGCUGCUUGCUUUUUGACAGAGUUUAUGAAAAGGAACAGAAGCUUGACAUGCUUUGUUGACCAGAGUGGCAGUUUAGAGGUUUUGUUGAGUGGCAAGGGUGGAAUGGUCAUUUGAGUUUUCAAGCUCUUAAAGAGAGCAGGAAGGCUGCAGGUUGGAAGUGAGGUGUUAGUAUUUAAGAAAACCAUCAAUGGCAAUAAAAAGAAGAGAAAGGAAGGAGAAAGAAGAAGAGUGUUUGUAGAGAAAGAGAAAGUGUGUGUGUGUGUGUGUGUGUUUGUGUUUUUAGAGGAGGAAUGCAUUGCAUUGUGGUAUGAUGCUUGUUGUUGUAGUUGGAUUUUUGUGAUCAUUGGAUUUGGGACUGUUUGUGAAGUUGUUGGUGCGUGCGUGUGUGUGUGUGUGUGUGUGUGAAUGAGUGGGUGAGGACUGACAGGAUAGGGAAGAGGUGUGGGGAAGGAAGAGGGCAUCAUGGCCUGCUGGUGUUUCUGAGCAUUGAGUGACAUUUUGCUUUAGGUUGGAAAUAGAAUUGUGGAAUAUAUAUUCUUGGACUUUGGGAACUCUAAUCCAUAGAUAUGGAACAAAUGCAAUGUUUCUUUAAAUCUUAGACUUGUUAUUUUUAUUUAUCUUCGUCCCUUUUGGAAGUUGUUCUGUUUAACUUUAUUCCCUAGAAUUGCAUCUAUUGAAAAACUUGGCAAUGGUUUCUAUGGGAAUGAUAGUGGUGGAAUACUUGUCUAUGUGAUGGGUUAGGAAAAGUCGACAUCUUUGCGGUGUAGCUUUGAAGAAGUUGAGAGUUCUUUUACUUUUAACACAAUGAAGUUCAUGAAGCUUGGAUCGAGGCCGGAUUCUUUUCAAAAGGAUGGGAAAAAUGUUCGGUUUGUGGCAACUGAUUUGGCAACUGAUAUCAUUAUUAAAGUCGGCGAUGCAAAGUUUUAUCUGCACAAGUUUCCUCUGCUGUCCAAGUGCGGGCUGUUGCAGAAAACUGUGACCAUAACCGAUGAAACAUGCGAGGAGAUUGACUUGUCUGACAUUCCCGGCGGUCCGGCUGCCUUUGAGAUCUGUGCAAAAUUUUGCUACGCCAUGACAGUCACACUCAAUGCCUACAAUGUGAUCGCAGCCCGUUGUGCAGCCGAGUAUCUAGAAAUGCAAGAAAGUGUAGAGAAAGGCAAUAUCAUCUACAAAAUCGAAGUCUUCCUCAACACCAGCAUUCUCCGCAGCUGGAAAGACUCAAUCAUAGUUCUUCAGAGUACUAAAUCCUUCCUGUCAUUGGCCGAGGACUUGAAAUUGGUCAGCCAUUGUGCAGACUCAAUAGCUUCGAAGGCCGUCAUUGAUACUUCUAUGGUCAAUUGGUCUUAUACUUAUAACCGAAAGAAGUUGCAGUCUGAAGACAGUGCUGAAGCACAUUGGAAUGGUGUUGUUAAAGAACAAUCGGUGCCCGAGGAUUGGUGGGUCGAGGAUCUUUCCGAGCUUGAGUUGGACCUAUACAAGCGGGUUAUUAUUGCCAUUAAGAGCAAGGCUAGAAUGCCGAACCAAGUGAUUGGAGAAGCUUUAAAAACUUACAUGUAUAAAAGACUUCCAAGUUUUAGCAAAGGUUCCAUGGUUCAUAAAGAUGAUGUUUUGAAGAACAAAACAAUGUUAGAGACCAUCACCUGGUUAUUACCGAAAGAGAAGGGCGCGGUUACAUGUGGUUUUCUAUUGAAACUUCUUAGACUUGCAAAUUUGCUGAACAUCGGGGAUAUGGUCAAGAAAGACUUGAUCAAGAGAAUCGGGCGGCAAUUAGAAGAGGCUUCGGUAUUUGAUCUUUUGAUUCCUGCUCCUGAAGGAGAGAAACACCGAUACGACAUUGAAAUGGUGCUGAGUAUUGUCAAGGAGUUUGUAUCACAAGGAUGCAACGACUCUCAAACCAGCUCACUUGCUUCGACUAAUACAAAAUUAGCCGUAGCAAAGUUAGUCGAUGGUUAUCUUGCUGAAGUUGCUCAAGACCCAAAUUUCCCUCUGUCGAAGUUUGUUGAUCUUGCUGAAAUGCUAUCGAGUGAAUCACGACCAGUACAUGAUGCAUUAUAUCGCGCCAUCGACAUGUAUCUCAAGGAGCAUCCAGGGAUGAGUAAGAGUGAGAAAAAGAAGAUGUGCAGCCUAAUGGACUGCAAAAAAUUAUCGGCAGAGGCCUCAAUGCACGCGGUGCAAAACGAGCGGCUUCCGUUGCGUGUAGUGGUCCAAGUGCUUUUCUUCGAGCAGGUGAGAUCAUCAGUUGUUUCUUCUGGCUGCAGGGGAUCAUAUGGGAGCUCAAGAUCAGGUGCCACAACAAAUACAGAAGAUGAAUGGGAUGUCAUCCCCCGCGUCGAAGAUCUCAAGCCAUUCAAGAAUACGAAACUUAGAACAAGUGCAAGUCAUAGAGAGAGCAACAGAAGCAAUGGAAACACAGAGACAAACACGAACAAGGAUGAUGGCAAUGGCGGUAAAUCGAAGGGAAAUGCAACGCCGGGGAAGAUGAUUAGCAAGCUCUGGUCAAGCAAAGGCGAAAAUUGUAGCUCUGAUACAUCUGAGAGUCCUGUUGAGGAGUCUAAAUCUACACCAGCUAAGAACAUGAGGCAUUCAAUGUCAUAGCAUUGUUUUGUGUUGAUGAAUUGGGAAGCAAGCAGUUAUUUUGCAUGAAUAGUUUGAUGGUCUUUGCUCUUUUCUUUGGUUCUUUUGUGUUUGCAUGUAUUUGUAAAGAAGGAACUUGCAUUGCUAAGAUGUUUAAUGGUUUAGUUUUAUCA